Messenger RNA from Tetrahymena thermophila SB210, 813 nucleotides. RefSeq names its product lipoprotein, putative. The transcript has 4 exons. Gene Ontology annotation, molecular function: protein binding. Lineage: Eukaryota; Ciliophora; Oligohymenophorea; Hymenostomatida; Tetrahymenidae. The record is from RefSeq and is a predicted model, not a curated record.
AUGAAGCGUAUUUUAGAUGAAGAUAAAGACCUAUCUUAGAAAAAAGCUCUUGAAAUUCAACUUGCUAAGGCCAAAAAGCUUUAAGUUUUAUAUUUGCCAAAUUAUCAAUUCAGUAAAAUUCCAUAGUAGGUUUUAGAUAUGACAAACCUCAAAAUCCUUGAUUUAGGCUUUAAUGAUAUAGAAGAACUACCUGUUGUAAUUAAAAAUUUCACUAGACUUGAGCAACUUCACUUAAACAACAACCCUCUUUAAUAUAUUCCUAUCGAAAUUAAAGAAUGCAAAAACUUAUAGAUUCUAAAUCUUGCAAACACUUAUGUCAAAUAUCUCCCUCGAGAAUUUGCAUUACUUAAAAAAAUAUACUAAAUUGAUUUGACUGGUUGUCCUUUGAAAGGAAAUCUUAAAUUCUACUAUGAAAAGGGUAUAGUUAGUCUUUUCUAAUACCUUUAAAGAAAAUAUGAUAGAGCUGUAUAUAGAGAAUUAAUGGUUAAGAAGCUAAAAGAAUGGGUAUACAUGGGUAAUACUGUAGAAGAGAUAUAGGAAGUUAUGUAGGCAGUCAUGGAUGAAUUUAAAGAUGUGGACACUACAGCAUUAAAAAGACUUUAUAGAAAUUUGUAAAAUAUAUUUAAUAUGAAGCUAGAAGAUGUAAGGGCUUCAGAAAUCCGUAAUAGGCUAUUUACUACAUUAGUUAAAAAUUAAACCAAUACGAUGUAACAAUCCUAAAUAACAGUAGGCUAAACUCUACCAAUAAACCAUCAUGAUUUAUAAAAUACUGUUGUUAGUUAAGUUAUAGAUAAUGAUUCUAAAGUCGUAUGA